GACGUGUUGCCGCGAAAACGGAAAAGGGGUCCAUAAUUUAUUUAUGACAACAAGCAACAUGGCGGACGCGGAAAGUGAAGAUCUCGAGUAUCAUGUCACUUUUCCGACUGCAAUUUCGGCAGCAGAAGGCAACGAGAAUGGUGGAGGUACGUCGGAACUGGAUCGUCGAGAGCCAGUAGUCAUUCUCUUGGGCUGGGUUGGCUGUGAGGACCGUCAUUUGAGUAAAUACAGUGCAAUUUACCACUCGCUGGGUUUCACCACAGUUCGCUAUACCGCCCCCACCGAAGACAUUCUGUACAACCCUCUCAAAUUGAAAGACAUCGCAAAAAAAGUUCUGGAGCUGGUUUUCGAUCUGGGCCUGGAGGAAAACGUCGUGUUCUUUCAUAUAUUCAGCAAUGGCGGCUGCUUUAUCUACAAGCAUCUCACUGAAUUCCUCCACGACCCUCAACUUGGUGGGGAACUGUCGACUGUGAAAGUCGCCGGGUGUGUCUACGACAGUUGCCCGUGUGCCCCGUCUCUAUUGCAGUAUAUGAAAGUUCGCAAUGCAGCUGAUAAGACAAGUGGUUUCUUCAUGAAGAUAAUCAAGACAAUUGCGCUCCUUUUAUUCGCAGUACUCGCCAUCUUUCUGCCGUCGAAUUGGAAAAGUCAAAACGAAAGAUCAAAGUUCAUGUCAGCGAUGAAAACUGACCCCUCCCGCUAUCCCCAACUGUUUCUCUACUCGAAGACGGAUGAGAUAUGCCCCUGGAGAGAUGUUGACGAUGUGGUCGAGGCACGCCGCAAGAGGGAGGUCCACGUGCAGCAAGUCUGUUGGGAUGAGUCCAAUCACUGUACACACCUUCUUGCUCACCGAGAUGAAUACAUUCAGAGAUGCCAAGACUUUGCACAAGGCUGUCUUCAAAACUUUCUUGAGGAUAACUAAAUGUUAAGCCAAGGAACCAAGGAUGAGCAGCCACUGCAGUUGAGAUGAUCGUAGCCAUCCAUCCUCCCGUCUGUCGUGAGGAUGGAGGGGUACGAUUAUUGCAACUAUUGAACUAAAAAAUUAUGUGUGUUCUAGAAGAAUUAAACGUGGUUCCAUAAUACUCACUGCGAAUGCAACGCGAUUGUCAAUGUCCCAAAUUCGCAAAGAUCAUUUCAGACGAGUUGAGAUGUGCUGAGCUCCUGCAAAAUGUGAAAACAGCUCUGUGAAGUAAAAUUCACUUCACACAAAGCAUUCGCAGGAAGUAUGGCCCGGCCUUAAAUAAUUCAAAUGAAUGUUUUACAUUUUGAUGUCUACGCACCCACCUUAGUAAACACAGUUCCUGGAACAUGUUUUGCAAAGUUAAAUCAUGUUAUUGUUUUUAACGAUGAGAUGAUUAUAAAUCAAAGUGCAGGAUAGAUAAUUGUCAGGGGGGGGGGGUGUUAUAAUGUAUAGUCGGAAAGCCCUUUUUAAUAAGGUUGAUACUAGUACUAAACAUCCUAAGAAAUAUUUCUUACAAUGCAACAUACAAGGCACUAUCACGGGUGGGGGGGAUAAUCUUGAAAUUUAAAAGUGAUUUGGUUUGUUUUUCUUAAAGAUUGUGUGAAAAUGGUUGCCUGUAAAUUGCCUGGUUUUAUAUCGACUCUGUUUCAACAACAUGUCACUGGGCAUCAACAACAAAUCCAUUUGCAUAAACAGAUGCAACAAAGAGACAGCAAGGACCAAAUAGUAUUAUUCUCACCAGUUUGCCGUUAUAUAAUUUGUCAACUUAAAACUUCAAUAUAUUUUUUCACAAAAAUUACUUUAUAUUUAUCAGAACCAUUGUUGACAAGUAUUAGCUUCAUGUGUUUGGAUUGUAAAGCCAGCAGUGCAUUUAAAGGGAAGGUACACGUUUGGUAAUUACUCAAAACAAAUAUUAGCUUAAAAACUGACUUGGUAACGAGCA
Asterias rubens (European starfish) is the source of this 1901-nucleotide messenger RNA. RefSeq names its product transmembrane protein 53-like. Bases 44 to 919 code for a protein of 291 amino acids. NCBI's taxonomy places the organism in Eukaryota, Metazoa, Echinodermata, Asteroidea, Forcipulatida, Asteriidae. The record is from RefSeq and is a predicted model, not a curated record. The transcript has a single exon.